AUCAGGAAAUAAAAGCAGACAAAUUUGCUUUUAUAAGUGACUAGUGUCCUGAUAUUCACUCAGUCUACGGAUUAGAGUCGUGGAGUUCCGACGUAAUGGUAAACCAUAAUGGAAAACAAAACCGAUGAGGGUGCAGUCAACCACUCGACCACUCUUACAAAUAAACAGCGUGGGAACGAGGUCACGGUCCGACCGGCUACUUUAGACAAUCUGUCCAUUCAUCAACUAGCUGCUCAUGGAGACAUAGCACAAGUUAAGAUGCAUAUCACCUGCGAUAAUUCCCUAUUGAACAGUCAGGAUGAGCGGGGCUUCACCCCGCUUAUGUGGGCUGCGGCGUUUGGAGAGAUCGAAAUGGCCCAGUUUCUCCUCGAGAAGGGUGCUGAUCCAAAGACAUUUGCACGGGAGAGAGAAUGCGCCUUGUCUUUAGCCAGUGCUGGCGGAUUCACAGACAUCGUCAAUAUUAUUUUAAAACACGAAGUUGAUGUCAAUUCCUAUGACUGGAAUGGAGGCACACCUCUUCUUUAUGCAGUUCGUGGCAACCAUACAAAAUGUGUGGAAGCACUUUUAAGACAUGGUGCAGAUAUUACAUUUGAAGCAGACUCUGGCUAUAGUCCCAUAGCCCUUGCAGUUGCUCUUGGCUACAGAAAAAGCAAGUAUCGCAGAAGUCUGAAAGUCACCAAAUAUACUGAUACGAGCCUUUAUACAUUUUUAAAUAACUCAUAUCUUAUAGCCCAUUAUUACACAUUUGUACAAGUCCCACCUGAGUGAUAUCAAUAUCUUUUCUCUUUAGUGCAAAAGCUGCUUGAGGAUCAUAUUUUAAACCUGUUAAGAUGAUCACAGUCAGGACAACUGACCAGUCACUUUUCUUUCUUUUAAGAUUUCACUUUGUGUAUGCAUUUACCUUUUAAAUUAAACUCUUGUUACAAGUCUUAUACUUAUGUGAUGCAUUUGAUUGCCAUUCAUAAAGUUUCAUUAUUAGUGAGUAGUUAAUAUUUUACCCCCAGUAUAAUAUUAAGUGAAACAUCAGUAGACCACAUUGAUAUUAAAAAUAAAUAAAUAAA
Molecule: messenger RNA, 1061 nt
Organism: Electrophorus electricus (electric eel)
Lineage: Eukaryota; Metazoa; Chordata; Actinopteri; Gymnotiformes; Gymnotidae
Source: RefSeq, a predicted model, not a curated record